Messenger RNA from Apis cerana (Asiatic honeybee), 4213 nucleotides. RefSeq names its product vesicle-fusing ATPase 1. The record is from RefSeq and is a predicted model, not a curated record. Gene Ontology annotation, molecular function: ATP hydrolysis activity; ATP binding. NCBI's taxonomy places the organism in Eukaryota, Metazoa, Arthropoda, Insecta, Hymenoptera, Apidae. Gene Ontology annotation, biological process: intra-Golgi vesicle-mediated transport; SNARE complex disassembly; Golgi to plasma membrane protein transport. Gene Ontology annotation, cellular component: Golgi stack.
CAUAAAACUGUUCAGUUUUAUAUAUAUUAUUGGCUGCAGUGAUAUUACUAAUAUUCUGCAUUGCACCGUCUUGACGUGUGUAUCGUAUAAAAGAUUGUGUUCACAAAAUUGUCUAAAAAAAAAAAAAAUGUCAGCAAUGAGAAUGAAAGCAGUAAGAUGUCCUACUGAUGAACUCAGUAUUACAAAUUGUGCUAUAAUUAAUCCAGAUGAUUUUCCAGAUGAUAUUAGACAUAUUGAGGUUACUACUGCACCAAAUCAUCAUUUUGUAUUUACUGUAAGACAACAUCAUGAAGUACCUAGAGGAUCAGUAGGAUUUAGUUUACCUCAGAGAAAAUGGGCUACUCUUUCUCUUAAUCAAGAAAUUGAAGUUCGACCAUAUCAUUUUAAUCCUACUUCAAGCACAGAAUGUUUAUGUGUUAUUGUGUUGGAAGCAGAUUUUUUACAAAAGAAAUCGACUACUUUGGAACCAUAUAAUACUGAUGAAAUGGCUAAGGAUUUUUUAUUUCAAUUUUCGGGGCAGGCAUUCACCGUGGGUCAGCAGUUGGUAUUUCAAUUUAAAGAUAAAAAAAUGCUUGGUCUUCUUGUUAAAAGUUUAGAAGCUGCUGAUCUUUCUGCUAUAAAUUCUGGACAAAAUACAGUACCCAAAAAGACUCAAAUGGGUCGCUGUUUGGGUAAUACUGUUAUACAAUUUGAAAAAGCAGAAAAUUCAAGUUUAAAUCUUGUUGGUAAAGCAAAAGGAAAAAUAGUUCGCCAAUCAAUUAUCAAUCCAGAUUGGGAUUUUCAAAAAAUGGGAAUUGGUGGAUUGGAUAAAGAAUUUACUGCUAUUUUCCGAAGGGCCUUUGCAUCACGAGUUUUUCCACCAGAGAUUGUUACACAAUUGGGUUGUAAACAUGUGAAAGGAAUUUUACUUUAUGGUCCACCAGGAACAGGAAAAACAUUAAUGGCUAGACAAAUAGGAACUAUGUUAAAUGCUAGAGAACCUAAAAUCGUUAAUGGCCCUCAAAUCUUGGAUAAAUAUGUCGGAGAAAGUGAAGCCAAUAUUAGAAGAUUAUUUGCUGAUGCUGAAGAGGAAGAGAAAAGACUUGGACCAAAUAGUGGAUUACAUAUAAUUAUUUUUGAUGAAAUUGAUGCUAUUUGUAAGUCUCGAGGUAGUGUAGCUGGUAAUACAGGAGUUCAUGAUACUGUUGUGAAUCAAUUACUUGCAAAAAUUGAUGGUGUAGAACAAUUAAAUAAUAUUCUUGUUAUUGGUAUGACUAAUCGAAGAGAUAUGAUAGAUGAAGCUUUAUUACGACCUGGUAGAUUAGAGGUACAAAUGGAAAUUAGUUUACCUGAUGAACAUGGAAGAUUCCAAAUUCUUAAUAUUCAUACAUCUAGAAUGCGAGAUUAUAAAAAGAUAUCAACUGAUGUUGAUUUAAAAGAAUUAGCAGCAUUAACUAAAAAUUUCAGUGGAGCAGAAUUAGAAGGUUUAGUUAGAGCAGCACAAAGUACUGCUAUGAAUAGAUUGAUUAAAGCUUCUAGUAAAGUAGAAGUAGAUCCUGCUGCAAUGGAGAAACUUAUGGUUUCCAGAGCUGAUUUUCUUCAUGCUUUGGAAAAUGAUGUUAAACCUGCAUUUGGUACAAGUGCAGAAGCAUUAGAUUAUCUUCUUAUACGUGGAAUUAUUAAUUGGGGCAAACCAGUAGCAGAGAUUUUGUCUGAUGGUAAUUUAUAUAUUCAAGAAGCACGUUCUACAGAAGGUUCAGGUCUUGUCUCAGUUUUAUUAGAAGGUCCUCCAAAUAGUGGAAAGACAGCUCUUGCUGCACAAAUAGCUAAAAAUUCUGAUUUUCCUUUUGUCAAAGUAUGUACACCAGAAGACAUGGUUGGUUUUACAGAAUCUGCAAAAUGUCUUUCAAUUCGAAAGAUAUUCGAUGAUGCUUAUCGUUCACAACUUAGUUGUAUUCUAGUUGAUAAUAUUGAACGUUUAUUAGAUUAUGGACCUAUUGGACCACGAUAUUCUAAUUUGACUUUGCAAGCACUUUUAGUUUUAUUGAAAAAGCAGCCACCGCGUGGUCGCAAAUUAUUAAUACUUUGUACUACAAGCCGCAGACAAGUUUUGGAUGAUAUGGAAAUGUUAUCAGCUUUUAGUAAAAUUCUUCAUGUACCUAAUUUAUCAACUCCUGAUCAUCUUUUAAGCGUCUUAGAAGAAGUUGAUCUAUUUAAUAAAAAUGAAAUUGCAUCUUUGCAUGCCAAACUUCAAGGAAAACGAGUAUUUAUUGGUAUAAAAAAAUUGUUAUGUUUAAUAGACAUGGUUCGUCAAGUGGAACCAAGUUAUAGAAUUGUGAAAUUCCUUUUAGAACUAGAAGGAGAAGGAGCAUUAGAGUAAUAAGUGUUUAAUAUUUUAAUUUUUUGUGUAGAAUUGAAUUAGAUGCCAUUUGUGGAGUAAUACACAUACAUACAUACGUAUAUACAUACAUACAUACAUACAUACAUACAUACAAUCAUACAUACAUAUAUAUAUAUUAAUAUAAUAUCUAUAUAAUAAAAAAAAAAUUUGCAUUUACAUAUAUAUGUUAUAUAAAUGUUUUUUAUAAGAAUUUUUCCGAUUUUUUUCAAUUAAUAUAGAUUUUAUAUAUAUAUUUAUAUAAAAUAUUCAUUUAUAUAUAUGCAUAAAAUCUAUAUUAAUUUAAAAAAAUCGAACAUAAUGUGAAAAACAUAUUACAACAUAAAUUUAUAUUAAUUGAAAAAAAUCACAUAAUUCUAGUGAAAAACAUUUGUGUCUUAUAUAAUUAAAUAGAAUAUUUAAGUAGCAUUUUAAUUAUUCUUAAAUAUUUAUAUAUACUUUAUUCAAAAAUUGCAUUUCUUAUUAUUUUUAAAUGAUUCUAUUAAACAUAUAUAUAUUCAUUGAUUAUAUUGCUUUCGUACACAUGUUGGAAUUUUUGCAAUUUCUUAAUUAAUUCAAAAAAAUGUAAAAUAUAAAAUGUAAAAAGAAAAAGAUAUAUAUAUAUAUAUAUAUAUAUACACACACAUAUAGUAGGAUUGAAUAGUGAUUUUAGAAAUCCACAGUUAUUUAAAAAGAAUGUGAUUAAGAACGCGUUGAAUUUAACAGUCGUUUUGGAUCGAAUGUAAAAAAAGAACGAUUGCUGGAUUAUAUUUUAUUUAUUUUUAUUUUAAUAAUUCAUUCUUUUUUUUAAAAAUGAAAAUUUGAAUCUGGCAAUCAAAAUAAUAAUAAUAAUAAUAAUUUAUAUUAAUUAUACUUUAAGUUAAAUGAGUAAUAAAAUUAAAAAUUAUCAAUAGAUAAUUGUAUUAAUUUUAAAUUAUUAGUUUCUUAUGGAAACUUUAAAAGAUUAAUUUAUAUUUAGCACAAUAAUUGUGUUUGAAAUGAAUACCAUAUAUUAUAUUUAUAUAGAAAUAAGAUUUGUCUCUGCAAAUGACAAAAAAAAUGCUUCCUUUAAUUUUAAUUUAUUAUUAUAAUCUAUUGUAAAAUAGAUUUAUUCCAUAUCAAUGAUAUGUUUUUCUAGCACUGUAGGAAUAAGUAUUUAUUUAUUAGCAAAAUUUAUUAUAUGUAUUAUAAAUAUAUAUUUUUAUGCCUGCAUUUGUAUAUGUAUGUACGUAAUGUAUAUUCAUAUAACAAUCUAUUGUUUUCUAUUUAUUGUAACAAUCUAUUUUUUUUUAUAAUCAUAUAGUAAUUCUAAUUGUAAAUGUAUGCAUGUCUUUAUUGAUGUUUAUUAGGAUUCAUAGAUGCUUUUUAAUGCUUUUUAAAAAUGAAACUAUUCUAAAAAUAUAUGCAAAUACGUAACUCGUUAUAAUGAGAAAUAUAUAAUAAUAAUACAAUAUGUAUUCUUUCUAUUAAUUAAAAAUAAAUUAAAAUUGUUUUGAUUUUAACAUGUAAGUCGAUAAUUAUUCUGUGUAAUACAUAUAUAAAUAAUAUAUUAUGUAUAAAUAGUUUAAAUAAUUUGUUUUGUGUAUAUAGUUUAUUCAUAUACCAUUUAUAAACUAUUCUUAAGUAGUUUCUCUAAUUUGAUAUAAAUAUGUAUAUAUAAAUUAUUUAAAAAAAAUCUGUUACUAUUAGAUUUUUUUGUUAUAUUUGAUUUUUUUUAUAAAUUAUAAUAAUAAAUAAAUAUGUAUCAUAUCUUUAUAUUUAUGUAUGUGUUAAUAUAUUGCAAUAGUAAUUUUAUGAUUGUACUUAAUUGUGAAUAAAAAUUAAAUAAAAUUUAUUGAAAUAUAAUAAUAAAAAAAA